AUUAAUCAGAAUUCCCAUCGUUAUCCCUGGCAGGCGCAGCCUUCAGUAGGGGCCGCAGAAGCAUCACGGAGCUGGGGCUGAGAUGCGCGUGGGGGCUGUUUGUGGUACAUCCUGGGAGAGAAGAGGACAGCCCCAAGAUCAGUGGCCACCGUGCUGGGUGGGCUUCGGGGUGUUUUGUUAGGGCUGAGGAAGGACAAGGAGUGUGGGGCCCACCAGGGGUCCACGGCUCUUCACAGGAAAGGGAAGAGGGAACCCAAGUGAGGUGUUGUUUGUAGGGGGUGGGAAAAGAAGUUCCUACUCCCACAAAAAAGCUGCCGCGAAGCACGAGCAACAGGGUACUGGUCUGGACACCAAGACAAAUAAUUUCCUGUACAGAAGAGGAAGCAGGCAGCAGCAGCGAGGCCUGGAGGCCAGAGCGUGGUGGUGGCAAGGGCCAGGUCUGUUGUGGGACAGCCAGCAGGAAGAAGGGAAGGUUCGGGAACAAGCAGGACGAUGACUCAUUUACAAGCUGGUCUCUCUCCUGAGACCCUGGAGAAAGCUCGCCUGGAGCUGAACGAGAACCCAGACACCCUGCACCAGGACAUCCAGGAGGUGAGGGAUAUGGUCAUCACCAGGCCGGACAUUGGCUUUCUGCGCACAGAUGACGCCUUCAUCUUACGCUUCUUGCGGGCCAGGAAGUUUCAUCACUUCGAGGCCUUCCGCCUCCUGGCCCAGUACUUUGAGUACCGGCAGCAGAACCUGGACAUGUUCAAAAGCUUCAAGGCCACUGACCCUGGAAUCAAGCAAGCACUGAAAGAUGGCUUCCCUGGGGGCCUGGCCAAUCUGGACCACUAUGGCAGGAAGAUUCUAGUCCUUUUUGCAGCCAACUGGGAUCAGAGCAGGUAUACACUGGUGGAUAUUUUGCGUGCCAUCUUACUUUCCUUAGAAGCCAUGAUUGAAGAUCCUGAGCUUCAGGUGAAUGGAUUUGUUUUGAUCAUAGACUGGAGUAACUUCACCUUCAAACAAGCCUCCAAACUUACACCAAGCAUGCUGCGACUGGCUAUUGAAGGCCUUCAGGAUAGUUUCCCAGCACGAUUUGGAGGAAUUCAUUUUGUCAAUCAACCUUGGUAUAUCCACGCCCUAUAUACCGUGAUCCGGCCUUUCCUAAAGGAGAAGACUCGGAAAAGGAUAUUUUUGCAUGGUAACAACCUGAACAGUCUACAUCAGCUAAUCCAUCCUGAGAUCCUGCCUUCUGAGUUUGGAGGAAUGCUGCCCCCUUAUGACAUGGGAACCUGGGCAAGAACACUGCUAGAUCAAGAGUACGACGAUGACAGUGAAUACAAUGUGGACUCCUACAGUAUGCCUGUAAAGGAGGUGGAAAAGGAGCUCUCCCCCAAGUCCAUGAAGAGAUCCCAGUCGGUAGUGGAUCCUACAGUACUAAAACGCAUGGAUAAAAAUGAAGAAGAAAACAUGCAACCUUUGCUCUCUCUGGACUGAUAACUUCUCUGCACUCCACAUGGAUUAGAAAUGGAAGGUACUUGUUUUCAGCAAGAGGGACAGCACUGUGGAGGAAUGACCAGCUGGAAACUUAUUUAUUCAUGUUAAUGUAGCAUAAUAUAUAAUAAGGCAUUGGGCUUUCCCAUUCGCCUGAACCAUGGGUGCCCUCGUCUGGAGUUAAAGAAAAAAGUCAAUAAUUUAUUCUGUUAAGUGCCAAGUUCUUUGUAAAUAUAAUGUAAUCUUCACAUCAAGUUUGUAAACUUUGGUAGUAAUUUAAAUUGGAAAAGAUUGGCUCAUGAGUCCAUGCCAGUGAUAUGAAUUAUAAUAAAAAACAGAAAAGACACAUACACAAUGGAAGCUAAUUAAAUGUAGCCCUGUUUCUUAUGAAGCCAUAUUUCAGCUAACAUAGUGAUUGUUUUUCAUUGUUUUUCUCUGAAAUUGUCAUAUUCCAAUGUACUUUUAAUGGACACAGGUAACUAGAUGAUUCUAGGAAAUUAGUAUGAUAAAUGUAUUUCCUGUCUAGUGAUUUUUAUUUCAAAGAAAAUGUGUCCUAGUGACUAUCACUGGCCUUGAAUUUUGGAGACAAGGAAUGGCAGAGGAGCUGAUAAACUAAACACUUGAACUCUUCUAUGUUGUUUAAUUCUUGGAGUCUUGUGAAAAGAUAUGUUCCCCAUAUUAAGAUGUUGAAUUCGAAAAGAGGGUGGAUUUUUUUUAACUCCUGUUUUCACAAUGUGUCUUUUAUUUAAGACCCAUUGUAUCCCAGUCUAAUGUACUUUAAGAACAUUGCCCACCCCCUCCCCAAACUCUUUGACCAAGAGAAAGAGAAC
This is a messenger RNA of Hyaena hyaena (striped hyena), 2303 nucleotides long. RefSeq names its product clavesin 2 (gene CLVS2). The record is from RefSeq and is a predicted model, not a curated record. Gene Ontology annotation, cellular component: membrane. NCBI's taxonomy places the organism in Eukaryota, Metazoa, Chordata, Mammalia, Carnivora, Hyaenidae. The transcript has 5 exons. Gene Ontology annotation, molecular function: phosphatidylinositol bisphosphate binding. Bases 493 to 1476 code for a protein of 327 amino acids.